Molecule: messenger RNA, 2248 nt
Organism: Branchiostoma belcheri (Belcher's lancelet)
Lineage: Eukaryota; Metazoa; Chordata; Leptocardii; Amphioxiformes; Branchiostomatidae
Product: 4-coumarate--CoA ligase 1-like
Exons: 11
Coding region: 107-1699 (530 amino acids)
Molecular function (GO): CoA-ligase activity
Source: RefSeq, a predicted model, not a curated record
ACGAACAUGACGCUAUAUCGCUACCCUACAGUCGGUGUACUUCACUGGACUUUCCACGACAGUUUCCCAACUUUCCCUCCCCAGACACAGUCACAGCUUCGGCGAGAUGUCUAUCAUUAAGUCACCGCUCCCCGACGUCACCAUUCCUGACGACUUGGCCUUGGUGGAUUACUUAACGGCAGGUUUCGACGCCUAUGGAGACAAGGUCGCGUUGGUCGACGGCCCCACGGGCAGAUCCUAUACUUUCUCUCAGCUGAAAGUUCUGUUCCGUGUGUGCGGUAGCGCCCUCACACGUUUGGGGUUCAAACAGCAUGACGUGUUCGCCAUCUACAGCCCCAACCUGCCGGAGUUUGCCAUCAUUUUCUUCGGUGUCAUCGGGAUUGGAGGCACCGUGACGACGGUCAACCCUCUGUACACGGCAGAUGAGCUGGCCCACCAGCUGCAGCAGUCCGGAGCCUCCUAUGUCAUCACUGUCCCCAUGUUUGCUGACAAGGCAAAACAGGCCAUGGACAAGUGUGAGAAGAUCAAGGACGUGUACGUGUUCGGAGAGGCUGAGGGCUGCACGCCGUUCUCCUCCCUCCUGCGGGACGACGGCUCAGCCUUCCCGGCGGACGUGCAGGUCAACCCGCGGGAGGACGUGGCGGUGUUACCGUACUCCAGCGGCACCACGGGGCUGCCCAAGGGCGUCAUGCUCACACACUACAACCUCAUCGCCAACCUGGAGCAAAUGAGACAGAAGAGUCUGAGUCUGGACCCGAACACGGACGUCCUGAUCGCACUGCUGCCGUUGUUCCACAUCUAUGGCAUGGUCGCCAUCUUGGGUGUCGGUCUGGUCCAAGGGGCGAAGGUUGUGAGUCUGCCUAAAUUCGAUCAAGAGCUCUUCCUGAAGUGCAUCCAGGACCAUAAGGUGACUCGCGUGUCUUGUGUGCCUCCUGUCGUCCUGUUCCUGGCCAAACACCCGCUGGUGGACAAGUACGACUUCUCUCACGUGAAGGAGCUGGUGAACGGCGCCGCGCCGCUCGGCAGGGAGCUGGCACAGGCGGUCGUCACCAGGCUGAAGCACCCCACCAUCCGGCAAGGGUUCGGGAUGACGGAGGCCAGUCCCGUCACCCACAUUGUCAUGGAGGGAGAGGACCUGCCAGGCUCGAUCGGACAGCCCCUGCCAAACACUGAAUGCAAGAUAGUGGACAUCGAGUCGGGUAAGCUGCUGGGGGAGGGUGAAGACGGUGAGCUGUGUGUGAGGGGUCCUCAGGUGAUGAAGGGUUAUCUGAACAACCCGGAGGCCACGGCCAACACCAUCAAGGACGGCUGGUUACACACAGGUGACAUCGGACAUUACGACGGCACCGGGAAUUUCUACAUAGUAGACCGUCUUAAGGAACUCAUCAAGUACAAAGGGUAUCAGGUUCCCCCCGCCGAGCUGGAGGCGAUGCUGCUGACCCACCCGGACCUGCAGGACGCGGCGGUGGUCGGCGUGCCCGAUCCCGAGGCCGGCGAGCUGCCCAAGGCUUACGUCGUGAAAAAGGCGGGCUCAAACGUCACAGGGGAGCAGGUCAUGGACUACAUCGCAGGAAAAGUUGCUCCAUACAAGAAGAUACGUUUUGUUGAGUUCACGGAUGAGAUCCCCAAAUCUGCCAGCGGGAAGAUCCUCCGUAAGGUGCUGAAGGAGAAGGAGGUUGCGAGGCACAGGGAAAAGUGACUCGUGUUGUUGGAGGCUGAACCUACGCCCAGCUAUGCCUGUUCAGCUUGUUCUUAACGUAAACAUUGUGUGAGAGGAUGGACAUUUUACUCUAGAACUGCAAAACAUUUAUGGCAGCAUGGCCGCGACAAGAGAAUGGCAAAAUCUCCCGCUUCAAUAAGUUAGAUCUAUAGUAAUGUGAUGCCAUACAGCAGCAUUGCACCUUGUUAGCUUUCUUUUUUAUGUAUGCAAGGUCACCAGUUUCUGCGACUAGGCCCGAGGGCACUCACUCGAUGGUUACAUGAAUAAGACUGUUACAGCAUCUCUUUUUCCUCAUUAGAAGUUCACUGAGACUGAUAACUAACUUAUACUAUCACGCAAAAAGAAAAGCAGGGGUUACGAAGGCUGUUCGAGAACAGACUCAUCCCCCUUACCCCAUUUCGAUACUGUAGGAUUUUGAUCCACACAUACACCCGGAUGGACCCCGCCUCUUAUCUUAUCUUAUGCCUGUGAAUGGAAACGUUGUCUGACAUGUCUGAAAUACACCCCAGUGUUCAUUCCUUUUCUGUA